Messenger RNA from Dermacentor silvarum, 2389 nucleotides. RefSeq names its product beta-galactosidase. NCBI's taxonomy places the organism in Eukaryota, Metazoa, Arthropoda, Arachnida, Ixodida, Ixodidae. Gene Ontology annotation, biological process: carbohydrate metabolic process. Gene Ontology annotation, molecular function: beta-galactosidase activity. The transcript is spliced from 3 exons. The record is from RefSeq and is a predicted model, not a curated record. Gene Ontology annotation, cellular component: vacuole. The coding region runs from base 220 to 2145 and encodes 641 amino acids.
CAAAGUGCUCCGAGACGCAAUAACACCGGAAACGUGUCGAAGGCAUCGCAUUUCCCGAGAAAUACGCAGCGAGAACAGCUGCAAACAACCGUAGGCACCGAAUAGGCGCGGAAAAAACAGGGCGCCGAGCGGGACAAGAAAGUUAUCGCUGAACGUUGCAGUUGGCGUCACAGAAAACGAUAUCCAGUCGGGUCCCUUCACAAAGCAAGGCGCCAAAUCAUGCGCGCAUGCGUGCUCGCGCCGGUUCUCGUCUUCUACUGCGAGAUCUUCUCGGGCGCCGGAAAGAGGUCGUUCACGAUCGACUACAACAACCACACUUUCCUGAAGGAUGGCGAGCCCUUCCGGUUUGUGGGCGGCGCGAUGCACUACUUCCGGGUCCCCAGGGCUUACUGGGACGACCGACUUCACACUCUACGCAUGGGCGGACCCAACGUCGUAGACUUCUACAUCGACUGGAGCGGCCACGAGCCGGAACCGGACCAGUACAACUUCAUAGACGACUACGACGUGGUCGCCUUCCUCGAGGCGGUCAAGAAGGCCGACCUCCUGGCGGUUCUCAGGCCGGGACCGUUCGUAUGCGGUGAGAUCGACAACGCGGGCUUCCCCUACUGGCUUCUGCGCAAGUACCCAAACAUGCAGUACCGCACCAUGGAGAAGGAGUACGUGAAAGAAGUCACCAAGUGGUUCGACAAGUUGCUGCCCAUGCUGGUCCCACACCUGUACAAGAACGGUGGGCCUAUCAUCAUGGUACAGGUCGAGAACGAGUACGGCCACCUGAAGGGCUUCUGCGACCCCAAUUAUAUGGAGUUCAUGCUCUCCCUUCAAGAAAAACACCUAGGCAAGGACGUCGUCAUGUUCCGCACCGACUCGCCGUCUCUACGCCAGUACGAAUGCGACAAGGUGCGCGACAUUUUGGUGGCCGGCAACUGCGACCCAAAGGCCGACGUGAAAAAGGCCUUCGACAUCAUCCGCAGAGGGCAGGUCAAGCCGGGAGGGCCCAUCGUGGUGGGCGAGUACUACACUGGCUGGAUGAACUACUGGGGCUGGAACGACAACCCCGCCUACCCGCCAGCUGUCAUCGACACAUUCGAGAAGAUGAUGGAAAGCGGGGGCAACGUCAUAUUCUACAUGUUCCACGGAGGCACCAGCUUCGGCUUCAAGGCAGCCACCAGCUCAGAGUCGCCGCUGGUGACGAGCUACGACUACGACGCGCCCAUCGGAGAAGACGGGGAUCCGAAGGCAUACUACUUCACGUUGCGCAAAUCCAUCGGCAAGUACAUCCCUCUCAAAGCCGGAGACCUGCCCAAGGGCUCGCCCAAGAUGAAGAUAGACGCCAUCAGCAUGCCGCACAGCAUGUCCCUCAAGGACGUUAUGAACCACUUUCGGAAAAAGGGCUGGCUGAAGCACACAAAGUCCAAGUUUCCGGUGACUUUCGAGGAGCUCGGGCAGGACUUCGGGUUCCUGUUGUACCGCACGGAGAUCACCGCGAACCUAGAAGGAGAGUACUUAAUGACGCUUCAUGGUCUCCGCGACAUGGCACAGCUGUACGUUCGGAAGGAACGCCACAUGAUGCGCAUUUUCGACACCGCCCACCUGAUCAUAAAACCCAACACUACGGUGAGGCUCAAGAAAGGCGAGAGGCUGUCGAUUCUGGUGGAAAACAUGGGCCGCGAAGACUUCGGUCCCAAGAACCGCGACCCCAAGGGAAUGACGAACGUGACCGUGAACGACGUCACCCUGACAGACUGGACCGUCGAGGCCGUGCCGGUGACCCAGAACCGAGACAUCAGCGAACUGAUACAUCUCAUGCAACAGCCCAGGAACGGCGACGGUAAAACGCCGCACUUCUACUACGGCUGGUUCACGCUUCCCGAAGGACAGAAGCCGAUGGACACCUUCCUCGAUCCGUCCAACUAUAGCAAGGGGAUCGCGUUCAUCAACGGCAUCAACCUGGGCCGUUACUGGCCCGCGGUCGGGCCGCAGAUUAGGCUGUACGUUCCGGGCGUGUAUCUCAAGCCGUAUCCCGAAGAGAACAAGCUCAUCUUGUUCGAGCUGGAAGGAGUGCGCAGUAAGAAAGGCGACCGUGGCGUGAGCUUCAGCGAUAGGCCUCUCCUCACCGCCGACACAGGACGCCCUCACCCUUAGAAGGAACGUGCGAAAGACAGCAAGUGGUGUUUGACAUUGUUUAGUUCGCAUUCACUCCUUGCAGACAAGAAAGACAUAAUGUCAGGACCGGAGAGCCACGCAGCUUCACGAAAGCUCCGACACUGAUUUCAUUUGAUUGUAUUGAUUGCAUGUAGACGUGAUUUGCAAAGUAUAUUUUCAUUGUUGUUAUGCAUCAUCAACAGCCUCUCGGCGGCACGUUCGGACUCUGCACAAUAAAUGUAAA